AUGGGAUUUUUAAAAAGCCUUGCUGAAGGAUUAUUGGAAUAUGAAACACAGAAAGUGGUACAAAUUCAUUCAAAGAAAAUUGGAGUCACAUUUAGACUGAUACAAUUGGGAAUUAUUCUAUAUGUUGUGUUGUGGGUGAUGAUCUAUGAAAAAGGUUAUCAAUCAUUUGAUCAAGCAGUGAGUGGAGUGACUGCCAAGUUGAAAGGUGUGGCUUUCGCCAAUGUGACAAAUAAUCCAUCACUUGGAGCCACUGUUUGGGAUGCAGCUGAUUAUGUGAUACCACCACAACAGAAUUCAGCAUUCUUUGUGAUGACUAAUUUAAUAUAUACACCUGGACAGACAUUGGGAAGUUGUGAGGAGUCUCAUGAUGUAUUUGGUAAUAGUUGUCACAAUGAUUCACAAUGUCACUCUGGACAAUUGGUUCAACGUGGUAGUGGAAUCCAAACAGGAAGAUGUGUGAAUUCUACAAGGCAAACGAAUCUACGUGUUUGUGAAAUAUAUGGUUGGUGUCCUACAGAACAUGAUGUUAUUCCCAGACCACAUUUAUUAGCGUCAGCUGAAAAUUUCACAGUAAUACUGAAAAACAGUAUCGAAUUUCCACGUUAUCGAAUAAAACGCAGGAAUAUACUUAAAUGGAUGAGUAAUUUAUUUUUGAAAACAUGUUUAUAUGAUCCAAAUGAUGAUGAAUUGAAAUAUUGCCCAAUUUUUCGUCUUGGUGAUAUACUAAAAUAUUCUGAUGCAGUAAAUAAAGAUAUAUGGGAGACUGGUGGUAUGGUAUCGAUUCAUAUUGAAUGGAAUUGUAAUCUAGACUUUGAUGAAGAGAAGUGUUUACCAAAAUAUAUAUUUCGUCGACUAGACGACUUUCAGAGUAGUGUUGCGAAGGGAUGGAAUUUUCGAUUUAGUCAACAUUACAUUGACGGUGGUGUACGUAGACGUAAUUUGAUUAAAGCAUAUGGUAUCCAGUUUUUCAUAACAGUGUAUGGAACUGGUGGUAAAUUCAACAUUUUAACAUUUUCAAUGAAUUUGGGUUCUGGAUUAGCACUACUUGGUAUAGCAACAGUUCUAUGUGAUAUGAUCAUAUUGAAUACAACAAGAAAACGUAGUGUAUAUCGAAAGGCUAAAAUUGAUUAUAUUGCUGAAAAACGUCGUAAACAACAAGAAGAAAGUUUGAAAAGUAAAAAUAAGGAAAAUACUUUUGACUCCAUGCAAAUUGGUGAUCAUAAGAAGUUUGAAUGGAAACUUCAUCCUACUAAUUAUCAGCCUGAUGAAAUGAAUACUGAUAAAGGACAAACUCAUGAUCAAAAUAGUUUAUUAAUCUGUGGUCCUGUUUCACAUUUCAUGUGGAUGGAUAAUAAUAAAUGUCAAAAACGAAUAAUAGACAAAAGUCAUUUAUCUACUUCAAAGAAUGAACAACUUUGUUUAAAUCAACCAAGUUUUCUUGGAUUUCAUUAUACUCCAUCAAUAUCAACAUCGUCAUCACAAGUUGUCGGUAUUAAGAAAGAAUCGAAUUAUGAGAAUCAUUCAGAAAGUAUGUUACCUAAUCAUUUAAAUGGAUGUUUUACUUCUAUUCCUUAUAGAAAUAAGAAUAAUAUGUCUUUGUAUGAAAAGAAUACUAUACUAAUGAAUGAUACUACUUAUUCUACUAAUAAACAUUCAAAAUAUGUUCAAUGUAAUCUUAAGUCAACAAAUAUGUUAACAUUUACAAAAGAAUCAAAUUUAAAUACUACUUAUAAUGAAAUGGAAUUAUUUAAAACGAUAUCAACAUUACCAAAAUGUUGUACAUCAUUUAUAAAACCAACAAUUCAUUCAUAA
Messenger RNA from Schistosoma rodhaini, 1812 nucleotides. The record is from the annotation of a GenBank genome assembly. Lineage: Eukaryota; Metazoa; Platyhelminthes; Trematoda; Strigeidida; Schistosomatidae.